Molecule: messenger RNA, 861 nt
Organism: Onychomys torridus (southern grasshopper mouse)
Lineage: Eukaryota; Metazoa; Chordata; Mammalia; Rodentia; Cricetidae
Gene: Zfp42
Product: ZFP42 zinc finger protein
Exons: 2
Coding region: 1-861 (286 amino acids)
Biological process (GO): regulation of transcription by RNA polymerase II
Cellular component (GO): transcription regulator complex; PcG protein complex
Molecular function (GO): DNA-binding transcription factor activity, RNA polymerase II-specific; RNA polymerase II cis-regulatory region sequence-specific DNA binding
Source: RefSeq, a predicted model, not a curated record
AUGAAAGAGCAAAUGAAGAAAAUGGCAAAGACAAGUGGCCAGAAAGGCCUGGGCGAAGAAGCCCUCAGUAGGGCGAACCCAAAACAAGAGGAGGCGAGGCAAGACCAGGAGACAAGAGGGGAACCUCUCCACAUAACAUACACCAUCCACGAUGAAGAUGUGUACAGUGAGACAAGACCCAAGACUAAGGAAGAAGACUUCCUCGACGGUUACAUAGAGUGCAUCGUUAGAGGUGAGUUUUCUGAACCUGUUUUGGAAGAGGAUUUACUUUUUAAGGCCUUCGAAAACCUAGAGGAAGCCGAACAAGACCUUUCCCGCCAUAUCCUCGAAGCGAGUUCCCUUCUUGAAAGUUCUUUGGAAUACGUGACUAAGGGGAAAAAACUAGAAGAAUGCCAGGCCAAGCAAGAGCAGCCUCAACAGACUGUUGGAGCCAACCCACAGCUUGCGGAACUUACUGGAGAGGAGCCGAGGGGUGGUGAAUACUGUGGUCCCUUAUUGAUGCUGGAGUGCCCUCAGACUGGUUGCAAGAAAAAGCUGAAGAAUAAAACUGCCCUGAGGAAGCACAUGCUUAUUCACGGACCCCGACAGCACACGUGUGCAGAGUGCGGGAAAGCUUUUACAGAGGGCUCGAAACUAAGGCGACACCUCCUGGUUCAUAGUGGAGAGAAGCCAUUUCAGUGCACCGUCGAAGGGUGUGGGAAGCGCUUCUCGCUGGAGUUCAACUUGCGCACCCAUAUCCGCAUCCACACUGGUGAGAAGCCCUUUGGGUGCCCCUUUGACGGCUGCCAGAAGAGCUUUAUUCAGUCAAAUAAUCUGAAAAUCCACAUCCUCACCCAUGCAAAGGCAGGGAAAAAAUGCUGA